CCAGCCGGAGCGGCGGCGGCGGCGGCGGCGGCGGCGGCGGCGGCGGCAGCGGCAGCGGCAGGACCGCCGUGGCGCCGGGAGCAGCGACCCGGAGGGAGCGUGAGGCGACGCUGGCUGCGGGCACCCGGUGACAGCGCGAGAGGUACUAGCUUUUACAAGUUUGCACCAUGCGUGAGUAUAAGCUAGUCGUUCUUGGCUCGGGAGGCGUUGGAAAAUCUGCUCUGACUGUACAGUUUGUUCAAGGAAUUUUUGUUGAAAAAUAUGAUCCUACGAUAGAAGAUUCUUAUAGAAAGCAAGUUGAAGUAGAUGCACAGCAGUGUAUGCUUGAAAUCUUGGAUACUGCAGGAACGGAACAAUUCACAGCAAUGAGGGAUUUGUACAUGAAAAAUGGACAAGGCUUUGCGUUAGUUUAUUCCAUCACAGCACAGUCCACAUUUAAUGAUUUACAAGAUCUGAGAGAACAGAUCCUUCGAGUUAAAGACACGGAUGAUGUUCCAAUGAUUCUGGUUGGUAAUAAGUGUGACUUGGAAGAUGAAAGAGUUGUAGGAAAGGAACAAGGUCAAAAUCUAGCAAGACAAUGGAACAACUGUGCAUUCUUAGAAUCCUCUGCAAAAUCAAAAAUAAAUGUUAAUGAGAUCUUUUAUGACCUAGUGCGACAAAUUAACAGAAAAACUCCAGUGCCUGGGAAGGCCCGCAAAAAGUCGUCAUGUCAGCUGCUUUAAUAUACUAAAUGCAUUGUAGCUCUGAGCCAGGUCUGAAGAACUGUUGCCCAAUUCAACAGUGCCAGCAUUCCAACUUUGUUAAACCUACCAACAUCUUAAAUGGACUUUCUGUGGUGGUACCCUUUAAGAGGCGGAUGAAAACUACUACAUCAGUUUGCACAUUCUAAUCACUUUCCAGUAUCACAGAGAGAUUUUUACUUAUAUAAUAGUCCUAGAGUAUGCAGCUGGUAAAACCAGAGGCUACAAUCCAGUAUUACUGCUAAGAGACAUUUUUCAUCCACCAAUGUUGUACAUGUAUGAAAAUGGUGUACUGUAUACUUAAACACACCCCAUACUUUGUAUUGGAGAGUACAAUAAUGUAAAUCCUAAAAGCACCACUAUUUUAGCAUAAUAAAAGAAAGUCCAAAGAGCUCCUAUAUAGACUACUCCAGAUAACUUUGCUUCUUUGAUACUUGUAGCUUAUUGUAAUUUUUUUUAAGAAAUUCAAGGUCAUUAUCAUUGUAUUGUACAAAUAAGCGCUUUGAUUAACACAGCUAUAUAGUUUUUUUAAUUUUUAAAAAACCUGUGGAGACAGUGAUCUUGUCUUUAAAAUAUGAUAGUCCUUUCGGUAUAAUGUCUUAGAUUAAAGACGUUGCCUUUAAUAUCUGUUGGGAAGGAAAUGUCCAGACUUUUCAAAUCUUUUAUUAUAUGUUUCCUUUUUUGUUUACAUAGGGAACAAUGUUUAUAGUUGUGUGUACAGUGGGGGUCUACAACAAGAAGUGUAUAUUUUCAAACAGUUUUUUAAUGAUUUAACAAUUUUUGUAAAUCAUUUUCAGGCUUCUGCAGCUGUAGAUUCUCACUGUGAAUCCCCUGCUUGCUCAUGCAUAAGUGUAUUUGCAAUACCAAAUAUACAGGUUUAGUAUUUUUGCCUGUUAGUGAUUGUUUCCUAUGUGUAACGUUUUGGUUGAGAUGUUAAAUGGUGGAAGAGUACUGUGGAUGUGAAUGUGGGAAGUAAUUUUAAUCAUGUGUAAUUGGUCACAAGGCCUAAGUUGCAGUAACUAUUGCUGUUUUAUUUAACAAUGCCUUGUUGCUUUGUAUGCAUUAACGUUUGGGUGUAAAGAUUGUGUGUCUAUCCAACAGGGAGCCACAGUAUUUAAAUUGACCAACCUAAUGUUACAACUACUUUUGAGGUGGCCAAAUGUAAACUAAAAGCCUUAAUUAAAGUGGUGCAAUUUUGUAUAACUUAGCAUCAGUAGUUGAAUAAAUUUGGAUUGCCAUGCAAGGGCUUGCAUUAUAA
Messenger RNA from Dama dama (fallow deer), 1998 nucleotides. It is a transcript of the gene RAP1B, whose product is annotated as RAP1B, member of RAS oncogene family. Gene Ontology annotation, cellular component: plasma membrane. Bases 168 to 722 code for a protein of 184 amino acids. Gene Ontology annotation, biological process: negative regulation of synaptic vesicle exocytosis; Rap protein signal transduction; cellular response to cAMP. Gene Ontology annotation, molecular function: GDP binding; GTPase activity; GTP binding. The transcript is spliced from 8 exons. The record is from RefSeq and is a predicted model, not a curated record. Lineage: Eukaryota; Metazoa; Chordata; Mammalia; Artiodactyla; Cervidae.